AUGGCCGACAAAACUAAGCUUCUUACGCAAAAGCGGACAUCCCUAAAGUCCCAAGUUACUAAUCUAUCUAACCUUGUGAAUCAAGGUAGAUUGGACCCUACCGCUUUAAGAUUGCGGAUGGCGCGUUUAACCGCGCUGUACCACGCGUUCGAGGAUUACAACGAUGAGCUCGCAAUAUUAGAACCCGACGGCGGGCAUAAUAACGAGUUGGUCAAUAUCCAGGAUCGGUUUUAUGCGAUCGCGGGUAGGGUCGAAAACAUCCUGAACGACGAGAGCGCGUCGAGUUCUAAUGCUGGUACCUCGAGUAGUGGGGCGCAGCGCGAUGACGCGGAGCCACCGACAUCGUCGAGAAAGCGGCGUCUCAAAUUGCCAGAGGCAUCUCUCCCGACAUUCGACGGAAAAUACGAAAACUGGCUGUCCUUUAAAAAUGCGUUUAAUAAUAUGAUAGAUGCGCAAGCAGAUUUAACGGAUGUGGACAAGUUGCACUACCUCAGGUCAGCUUUGGUUGGUGAAGCCGCGAGUAAAGUAAGACUUUUUGCCAUCGACGGGAUAAAUUACCGCAAGGCGUGGGAGGUAUUAGAACGGUCAUAG
Messenger RNA from Ooceraea biroi (clonal raider ant), 591 nucleotides. RefSeq lists its product as uncharacterized. Lineage: Eukaryota; Metazoa; Arthropoda; Insecta; Hymenoptera; Formicidae. The record is from RefSeq and is a predicted model, not a curated record.